CAGAAAAAGGAAGCUCUGGCGCCGCCAUUUCACGUGCAAGGAGUUGAGAGAACCGUGUGUGAGGUAGGCUUGGAAAUCGGCAAAACAACAUCGAAUUUGACCAAAAAUAACGAUUUUAAUUGGAAAACAAGUCCCGUACUGUCUGUUUUCGAUUUUUAAUCGUCUGGCUGUUUCAUUUUGAGGAGCGAAAAAUGAGCUACGGAAGGCCCCCGCCCGAUGUCGAGGGUAUGACCUCGCUCAAAGUGGACAAUCUCACCUACCGAACUUCUCCUGAGACACUACGACGAGUUUUCGAGAAGUACGGCCGGGUGGGAGACGUGUACAUCCCCCGCGAUCGGUACACCAAGGAGAGCCGCGGGUUCGCUUUCGUGCGGUUCCACGAUAACCGCGACGCUGAAGACGCAAUGGACGCGAUGGACGGGGCCUUGCUUGACGGGCGGGAACUACGAGUCCAGAUGGCGCGCUAUGGCCGUCCACCAGACUCUCACUUCGGACGCCGAGGCGGCGGUGGACCUCCAAGGAGGCACGGAGGCUAUGGUCGCAGGAGCAGGAGUCGUUCGGCCAGCCCCCGUCGGCGCAGACGCAGUCGUUCCCGGAGCAGGAGCCGCUCCCGUGGCCGUGACUACAGCCGCUCCCGGUCUCGUUCCUACUCUAGAUCCCGUUCCAAGUCCCGCACCCCCCGCAAGAGCAAGUCCCCAUCUCGAUCGAGGUCCCGUGGUGCUUCCAGGUCCCACUCCCGCAGCCCGGCUUCCAACAGAGGCUCCAAAUCCAGGUCGAGGUCCAAGAGCAUGCCCAAGUCCCCCGAGGACAACGGAACCGACUCUUAGUAACAACAGCUCCAACCCGGAGCCAUUAAAAUGCUGCGGUCCUCUUGUCAAACAGAGAGGUGGGGGUGUGGCAGAGAUGGCAGUGUGAGAGCAGUUAGUGUGGUGUGACGCGACCCGCCCAUGUGACCUGCCUGUUGCUGAGUUGGUGGGUGUGAUGGCGGUUGCUAUGGAGCAGGUCGUCAAUGGCGACGCAUGGUCCGUGCUGUCAGUUGGUGAGGUGUGAGGUGGUGGUGAGGUACGGCACUUUCACAGGACCACAGACAGAAUUCUGCUGGCUGUACCGCUGUGUCUGUGGUCUCACUGGUGAAGGAGGGAGGACCCCAAGGUUUGUUGUCCAAUAAAUGCCUGAGUAAAAAAUAAGCAAACAAUUGUGAUAUUGAGAGGUAGCUUUGGGUUGGGGGCCCUUGGAGUGUGAAGACGACUGACGCUGUUAGGAACUUAUUUCCUACCCACAAGGGAAAGGGUCAGUUCUUUACCAGUAACAUGGACAAUUGACAUGUUAAAUCGCCAUUUAAAAACAAACCGACAAGUCCUCGAUGGAAUGGUCGAUCUGUACAUUUGACUUUAGAUUGACACAACUAGACAAUCAACUGUUCUCAAACUAGCAGCGUAUCAUUUGACCGCCACCAACACAGCUUGUCUUUUCUUUCCAGGUGAGAUACGAUGGAGACUUCUUCUCUGCGGACGCCAGCCAGAUCAUAAGUCUGCCAGUGGACACCUCUCUACGCCCCACAGAAUACUGACCAAAAGGUUAUUGUGACUUGGUCUAAAAUGAUUUAUUUGGUUUCAGUUGCCCAGAAAGACUCUACUAUAUAUUUACCAAGGCGAUGUAACUCCCAUGACUAGAGUAGAGGACAUGUUUAAAGGUUUUGUGAGGUGAAUACUGGAUUUUGUCUUAUUGUUAGUGCUGGUUUGUUGCAUUUUGAUUUGAUAUUGUUAAUAAAACAUUUUAUGGUGAAGUAGCUACAGCUUUUCUCUGUAUUUAGUAGUCUUUUAUUCUCUACAGACAGAUUCUGGUUUGAGUUAACUGUGUUUUUUUUCUUUUGCAGAGUUGAUUUUAGCAAAGGGAGAGUGACUAGCCCCUAAAUAGUUUCCAUUAUUUUCUAAGCAAAACCAGUAACAUGUAGAGGGAAGUGAAAAGGAACAAUAAUAAGCCAAUAUUGUAUCAAAUGUCACGUGUUAUGUAAUUGGUUAACCUGCCUAGCAAUGGCUUUUUUUUUUUGCCUAACGUAUGUAUACUAGAUCAUUUUUUCUUGCCGUUUAUCUGUUAUAAGUUUGCUUUCCUGUGAAUUCUAACCCUCCUCUCUUGUUAUCUUUUGUGCAUUAGGCGCAGUUGUGUAGCAGUUGAGUAUUGCUGGUUAGCUGUUAAGGUGCGAUGCAGUGCUGAUGGUGAGGUGGCAGUGCAGUGGCUGGCGGGGGUGUUGCGGUACCCUGUGAGUGCCCGGUGCAGUUGUCGCCCGGCGCUCGUCUUGGUGCUACUGCUGCCGUUUGCCUUGUUCUGGUUUGUAAGAGUCAAUCACAGCUGUGGUGGUAGAUCUGAUCACGCCAUCUCUCCCCCUGUGUUGUUCUCAUAUGGUCUCUUCCCAUUCCUGAUGUACAAAUACACUCCUCUUUCCCAUUCUCUAUCCCAACCCUAGCCUGGUGGAACCAGCCUGAUCGCUGCGUUUUAACGUUUGUUCGAUCAAGCUUGUUCCACCAGGCUAUCCCAAACCCCCCUCCUACUGUGUUUUAGUCCCUCUGUUGUGAGCUGGUUGUACAUUGUUGAUGGAAGAGUCUUAUGGCUCGAUAGGGGAGGGUUUGAUGAAGGGCAUUCCACUAGCUUAACAAAUGAAUCUGUGGGUUUUUUGUACCCUCGCAAGAUGUCUUGUAACUGCUUUAGGUGAAUGCUAAUAAACAUUUGUGGUUAUUUGAUUCA
Molecule: messenger RNA, 2742 nt
Organism: Salvelinus namaycush (lake trout)
Lineage: Eukaryota; Metazoa; Chordata; Actinopteri; Salmoniformes; Salmonidae
Product: serine/arginine-rich splicing factor 2-like
Exons: 3
Coding region: 192-827 (211 amino acids)
Molecular function (GO): RNA binding
Source: RefSeq, a predicted model, not a curated record